GAGCAAAAUGCUGAGAGUGGCCUAGCGCGCGCAGGUUUUGGGAAAGAAUGAGCGUCCCUCUCCGGCUUCUGCUCUUCUGUGUGUUGCUUUGCUCUGCAGUGCUCACGGGAUCUCAACACGUUUCUGUGGAGCACCAACUUGUCGGAGAAGGGCGCGUGUCAGGGCGCAGGACUGGGAGACUGUAUUGUAGAGUUGGCAUAGGCUUUCACCUUCAGAUUCACUCCGAUGGGAGAGUUAACGGGAGUCACGAACCCAAUCGAUUAAGUGUGCUGGAGCUGUUUGCCGUGUCUCAAGGGGUCAUAGGAAUAAGAGGAGUUUUCAGCGAUCGAUUUUUAGCCAUGAACAAGAGAGGGAGGCUUCACGCAACCGAGAGCUUCACAGAUGACUGCAAGUUCAGGGAGCGGUUUCAGGAGAACAGCUACAACACAUACGCCUCAGUGAUUCACAAGAACCACCGAACUGGUAGAGAGUGGUUUGUGGCACUAAACAAGCGAGGAAAAGCAAAAAUGGGGUCCAGUCCUAAAGUGAAGUCACAGCAUGUGUCCACACACUUUCUGCCCAGGAUGAACCUGCAUGAGAAAUCUGAGCACGGUUUCACAAUAGCAGACAAAGAAAAGGAAAAACAACCACCCCCACAACCAUCAAAGCCUUCGAUACCAAAAACCACCAUCAAUGCUGGAAAGAGGAAUCGACAGGUUGUCAAGUACUGGCCGAAGUUUAGAUUUGGAUAGACUAUUGCUGCCUUAAACUUGAACUUAUCUUGAAAAAAUAAAACAACAAAGGAAAGGUUGUUUUCUCUUCAGGGCGAAUUGUUUGCUAAACUCUGAUGUGAGCAUUCCAGUCAUAACAAACCUCACAGAAAAGAAAAUGAAUGCCCCAAUAAUGCAACAUUUUAAAAUGUGGAAAAUGGCAUGAACUCUGUUGUGCAUUUUUAAAAGCUCUUCCAAUGCAUCAUGUAACUGAACUGUCUGAAGUUGCUUUUUACAUUACUCGAUUAUUUGACAAAAUAUAAGUGUUUUUUU
Paramisgurnus dabryanus is the source of this 1022-nucleotide messenger RNA. It is a transcript of the gene fgf5, whose product is annotated as fibroblast growth factor 5. Lineage: Eukaryota; Metazoa; Chordata; Actinopteri; Cypriniformes; Cobitidae. The record is from RefSeq and is a predicted model, not a curated record. Gene Ontology annotation, molecular function: growth factor activity.